Messenger RNA from Trichoderma citrinoviride, 3894 nucleotides. Its product is annotated as cysteine proteinase. Bases 1 to 3894 code for a protein of 1297 amino acids. Lineage: Eukaryota; Fungi; Ascomycota; Sordariomycetes; Hypocreales; Hypocreaceae. The record is from RefSeq and is a predicted model, not a curated record. Gene Ontology annotation, biological process: protein deubiquitination. The transcript is spliced from 4 exons. Gene Ontology annotation, cellular component: cytosol; nucleus. Gene Ontology annotation, molecular function: cysteine-type endopeptidase activity; cysteine-type deubiquitinase activity.
AUGGGAGCAAGAUACGAUCUGAGGUCGCAAGACCCUGAACCUCUCGCUUAUGCCGCGCUGCCGGGCACGCAAUCCGGCUUUGUGCCAACCAACCCGACGCCAAUGAAGUCUGCCCUGGUUGGGCGGGAUGUGAUCGGAUGCCACCCGAGCCGCUGGAUAUACGAGCUGAUCAAUAAUAAUUUCACUGUCUGCGACCUCUUCCAGCGAGCCCGGAAUGCCAAUCUAGAUAGCCACUACAACUGGGAGCACCCUCACCAGCUAGUCAUCAAUGGAAACCAGUCCUACUCAACUGCGUCAUCCAAAGUUCUGUCCGCCAUCUGCCUGGACUGCCACUUCCACUUCAUGUUCCGGGUCGAGUGGGAACGCGAGCAGGAAGACUUCUCGUGCCAUCACAGCCAGAGCCAGUGGCCCCUCGGUGACACACAAUUUCCCUGGCAUCAUCUGGCUUGGGCCUGCUCAGAGGAUGAGAAGCGCAUCACACAGGAGCGGUCAAAGUACUAUCCACUGCUGGCUCGCGAGUUUUUCGUCUGCACCGCCGCGCCAUGCACGGUGCAGAUUACACUCGAGGUGUCCGAACCGCGGAUGCCUUCAUCCUGGGUGAAACUCCUGCUGGACCACGAGACAAUCCUUCAACAGCUCAAGGCUGCGAGGGAAGACGAGCCCGCGCGGUAUGAAAGUGCGACAGAUGACUGGAUCUAUCAGGCACCGUCAAACCUCAACACCUAUCUUAAAAACCUUCUGGAAGCCACACCUGAUUCGGCUAGGAGCAUAUCAAAGAGAAACAAGCGGUUUUAUGUAUUGUUCGGCCCACGUUGCUUCCACAUAUUCCGGGAGCUUGAGUUCAAGGAGGUGGUAGACAUGCAGGAUGGGGUCGACGAGGGUUCCUUCACGCCAACAGCUCCGCCACCAGCCGAAGGCCCGUCGAAGAGCACGGAAAUUAACACCUAUCGCGCCUAUCUCGAAGACGUGCGUUCCGAAGUGCAGAAUCUCAUCUUCAAGUCUGGCCACACGGCAGAAAGCCCUACAUUCUGCAUCGCCGCCCUGCAUAAUCAUUUGGGCUGUGCGGAAGUCCCUCGUGUCAGCGAGAAUGCGCUGGUGAAUCUGGAGCGGUACAAGCUCAUGGGAGUCUUACCGACCCAGUCCAUAGAGAUUGUGGUGAAUGCCUAUAAGAGACAAUGGGAUCUGCUCCCCUCUCGGCGAAGAGAUCUGGUCGAAGCAUUAAUGGCCAUUGCGAAUGAUACAAACGACGAUCUCUUAUCCGACUAUGCCAUCACCCAGUCGUCCGUCUUUGAGAGCCAGCUCCAGAGGCACAGCGGAGACGACGAUGACGGGCUUGUCGCUCAGGCACUGGAGUACUUUUCGCUGAGCCCGCCAAACACCCACAGCGCAGACGCCAUACUUCAGGCAUUUAGGGAGAAGAUAGCGCGAGACCCCUUUGAUGCGAGCACCGCCAGGAGCAUGCUCCUUUUAAUUGCCAGGUCUUCGAAGGAUGAUUCCUACCAGAUGAAACUUGUCUUGGAAGCUGACUCCAAAAUGACACUGGAGACUUGCAAGGUAGUCCUUGGCUUAAAGACCCUAGAUGGACCCUGGGAAGACAUGGUUCGCGCCACCAAAGAGUUGCUAAACAACGCCUCCUCGAGCGAAGCCAAGGCUACAUAUCUCGACGCUUUGGACUCCAUUGCCGAGCACACAGCUUCACCGUCACUCAAGCAGGCGGUAUUGGAACUUCGCAAUGAAUUUAACCUCGGCAUUUCUGGGUCCGACGGUACCGUCUCUAGCGAUCCCAGGGCGACCAACUUGGACCUUCCCGUAGGGCUGCACAACAUCGGCAACACUUGCUACUUGAACAGUCUACUCCAGUAUCUCUUUACCGUGAAACCUAUCCGAGACAUUGUCUUCAACUAUGACAGCUUGCGGCUAGGUUUGGACGAUGAGAGCAUACGAGAACGCCGGCUCGGUGGCAACAAGAUGCAAAUGGACCGCGGAGAAGCCGUUGUCGCGCAAGCCUUUGCCGAAGAAAUGGCUACUCUGUUUGAGACUCUUCGUACUUCUGACCGAACCGCUACCCGGCCGUCUCAGAGACUGGCAAACGCAGUUCUGCUGUCAACACAUACGCUACUGUCCAGUCCCAAACAGCCUUCGGAGACGCCCACUGCUCCCAAUCCUCCGCCGUUGCCUGCGCGUCCAUCCCCUGCUCCCCCAACGAAUAGCUACGAUGAUGUCAACAUGGUCAACGUCUCCGUUCAGGCUGUCUCGGACUCACUUGAGACUCAAAGUAGCUCUAGCACGCAGACUCUGGUCAACCAGGAUGAUGCACGGUCUGAUCACUCCUAUGAGAAAGUGGAGACUAUCGUAGAAGAAGCAAGCCAGCCUGUCCAGGUCGCUACGGGAGGCUCGGGCGAUGAUAUCUCGAUGGUGGAAGCACCGCUGGACGACAAGAAACCAACUGUACUUAUGGAUCUGGACGAGUCCAAGGACACGCCCAUCAGCGCAGGGCAAGUUAAUCACGAUGUCGACAUGACUGAUGCGGAGAAGCCUGAGACGGUGGACCAGAAAGUCCUCAACGCGCUUGAACAUCAGAAGAGGUCUUCGGGAACUGACCAGCAGGAUGUUGAGGAAGUCAUGGGAAGCAUUCUCAAUCGUCUCCAAGCAGCAAUUCGCCCAACAUCGGUUGAUCCCGAAACGGGCAUUCAGCUGGAGAAGAUCAUGGAGACUUUCUUUGUGACUACGGUCAACUACACCAAGAAAUUCGACGAACAGGAGUAUCAACAUGAGAUUAGCUUUGAUCGGUCCAUCACGGCGUUCCCAGCCACCGAAGGCCCUUGCUCACUGUACGACGCCCUGGGAAGGAAUUUCGACCAGCAGAUUUUGGAAGACAGCAAACUUUCGCGAUACACUGCCAUCAAGACACUGCCGCCUGUGCUUCACAUUCUGAUACAGCGCUCGCAGUCCAUGGGCAACAAGAAUGGCAACCCGGUUGUGAUCCCCGAAACACUGUACCUGGACCGUUUCAUGGACGCCCCUCACGAUUCGCCCAUCUUCCGCCAAAGGGUGCAGGACUGGAUAACAGCGGAACGGAUUGGUGACCUGAAGUCUCAACGAUCCAAAGUCGUGACCAACCCUAGAUACAUGACAUUCCUCCAGACGUACGAGAGCGGGGAUGGAACGACGGAGGAUCCGACGAAUGAAGCCCCGAUGGGAGCUGAGGAGCCGCCGAAGCAAGAAGAGCCUUUGGAGAACUGGGACUUUGAUGGGCCUGUAGAAGAUGACUUUUUGCUCGUCACAGCAGAAAACACCAAGAAAGCGGCUGCGUCCGGAGAAUCAGUCACCAAGUUGGAAAAUAUCCAGAAAACGCACGCCACAGUGCUCGAAAUGAUGGAAAAGGAACUGAGCGAGCGGCAAGAGACGCUAGAGAAAAGCCUGAACAGCCAGAAGCAAAUUGCGUACCGGCUUCACGCCGUCAUUUGCCAUCGCGGCCACUUAAUGUCGGGUCACUACUGGGUCUGGAUCCACGACUUCGAGGCCAAUGUUUGGAGGUGGUACAACGAUGCGGACGUGAAGGAGAAUAAAGACACGGCAGAGGUGCUGCGGACUUUAAGCACGAGCGGGGAGCCGUAUUACCUUUGCUAUGUUCGCGACGAAGACAAGGAACAAUACGUCAGUAUUCCCAAGAGGGAAGUUCCCAAGGAGAAAGCAGCAGACAAGCAACAAGACGGGGAAGACGGGAGCAAAGUGGAGGAGGAAGCGCCAGCCAAUGAAGCUGAGGCGACGGCGCCGUUGGCGGUAGCGGACAAGGACGGUGACGUUGAAGUCAGCGAUGCAAGGCCUGAAGAUGGCCCAGAAGUCGUUCCGGCAGUGGACGCAGUACCCGAAGAGCCGCGCGAAGAGUCUUAG